Alexandromys fortis (reed vole) is the source of this 4533-nucleotide messenger RNA. Its product is annotated as NACHT, LRR and PYD domains-containing protein 1a-like. The transcript is spliced from 16 exons. Gene Ontology annotation, cellular component: canonical inflammasome complex. Gene Ontology annotation, molecular function: protein binding. Lineage: Eukaryota; Metazoa; Chordata; Mammalia; Rodentia; Cricetidae. The record is from RefSeq and is a predicted model, not a curated record. Gene Ontology annotation, biological process: regulation of apoptotic process; inflammatory response; innate immune response.
GUCACUUUCACUUUAGAGGGAUGUGUUUACUGAGGUCCCUGCAAUCCACACAGCUGCCCUACCCUGGGACACACAGCAGUGGGGCACCACAGAAGAGCAAGGUGGUAAAGGCCAAGGCACUGGGAGACCACUGUCCUUGUGUCCCAUUCCCAGGACAGACAUGUCUGACAGAACCCGGCAACGCUUAAGCUACUACUUGGAGCAACUGAGUAAAGAAGAGCUGAAAACGUUCCAGCAUCAGCUGCUAACAGAAACGGCUUGGCCAGAGGCCAGUGGCAUAGAGGUAGCCUCAGGCCUGGUGGCUAAGUAUGGGAAUCACCAGGCCUGGAACAUGGCCCUCCACACCUGGGAAAAGAUGGGCAUGACGCAACUUUUCAGCCAGGCCCAGCAAGGGAAGGACCUGACAGUGACCCAUGCUCCCUCAUUCCUCUGUGUCCCGAGCACAUCUAACGUGGAAUCCUCCAGCCAGCUCGUUUCUGCAGAGUUGAGGCCAGACUACCAAUCUUCAUCUGACCAGAUGUCCACAAAGAAAACUUUUGUAAAGAAAGGUACCAAGUCCAGGUGCAGAAUGAGAGAAACUGCAAUAAAAUCAAGCCAGAACCAGAGAAGAGAGAGCCCUUGCCAUACACGGUCCUGGGAAACUGAAGGUGUCCACCAAAUAUACACACAGCUGCUACUAUUACAAAAAUCUUGCCCCAGAGGCCAGAGGUCCAUAGUGAGAGAAGGAGAGCACCAGGACAUUAAAGACAGAGGACAUCAGAUUGCCAUCCAAGACUUAUUUGACCCAAGCCCAGGUAGCCAGAAGAAGCCUCGGUUAGUCAUAUUAGAGGGGGCUGCUGGCAUUGGGAAGUCAACGCUGGCCAGGCAGGUGAGGAGAGCAUGGGGGCAAGGCCAGCUCUACAGGGAUCGCUUCCGGCAUGUCUUCUACUUCAGCUGCAGAGAGCUGGCCCAGUGUGAGCAACUGAGUCUGGCUGAGCUCAUAGCAAAAUAUGAGAAUGUCCACAUGGAUCUCAUAGAGGAGAUCCUGACUCACUCUAAGAAGCUGCUUUUCAUACUGGAUGGCAUAGAUGAGCCACCAUGGGUCUUGCAGAAGCCUAAAUUCUAUCGGCACUGGAGCCAGUCACAGCCAAUGCACACACUGCUGGGCAGUUUGCUGGGGAAAUCUUUACUUCCUAAGGCUUCCUUGCUACUCACAGCUCGGACCACAGAACUAAAGACACUCAUUCCUUCCUUGGAGCAGCCACGGUGGGUGGAGGUCCUGGGCUUCUCUGAGUCUGGACGGAAGGAAUAUUUCUACACAUACUUUGCAGAGGAAAGAAAAGCAAUUACAGCUUUUACCUUGGUUAAAUCAAACCCAGUGCUCUUGACCCUGUGUCUGGUGCCUUGGGUGUCCUGGAUAGUCUGCACCUGCCUGAAACAGCAGAUGGAGCUUGGGGGAGACCUCUCACUGACCUCACAGACCACCACAGCCCUCUGCCUGAAAUACCUUUCCCAGGCUCUCCCGGCUCAGUCCCUGGGGGCCCGGCUCAGAGGGCUCUGCACACUGGCUGCUGAAGGGAUCUGCAGAAAAAAGAGUCUGUUCAGUGUUAAGGACCUCAGGAAACAGAAGGUACCUAGGUCUGUUAUCUCCACUUUCAUGAACAUGGGUGUCCUUCAGAAGCAGCCUAAUUCUACCAACUACAGCUUUGCCCACCUGUGUCUCCAGGAGUUCUUUGCAGCGAUGUCCUGUGUCUUGAGUUACAAAGAGGGAAAGGACAGCUGUGAAAACUUUAAAGCUGUAGAAAAGCUGAUAGAAGUCUAUGGAAGACUUCACCUGGUUGAGGCGCCCACCAUGCGCUUCCUGUGCGGCCUUUUGAGUGACCAGGCAAUGGAUGAAAUGAAGAACAUUGUCGCCUGCUGGCUGCCCCUGGAGAGGAGGUGGGAGCUACUGAAGAGGGUCCUGGAGGAAGCCCACCUCCAACACUCGUAUUCGCUUGGAUUGCUCCACUGUCUGUAUGAGAUUCAGGAUGAGGCGCUCCUGACACGGGCAAUGCACAGUUAUCAAGGAGCAAGGGUUCAUGUCCAGACAGAUAUGGCGCAUCCAGGAUUCCAGGCAGAUGUGAAGCACCUAGUGAUCCAGACAGAUGUGGACCUUAUGGUGGCCGCUUUCUGCAUUAAGUUCUGCCACCAGGUGAAGGCACUUCAGCUGGAUGGGGGUGGACGGCAGGGACAAGCGCUGAGGGUCCCCAGGCUGGUUCUGUCCAGGUGGACCCCUGUCACUAAUGCCACUUGGCAGGUUUUCUUCUCCACUCUUGAGUUCACAGGAAGCCUGGAGGAGCUGGACCUAAGAGAGAAUCCAAUGAGCUACUAAGCAGUGCAGAGUCUCUGUAGGAUGCUGAGACAAGCUAAAUGUCACCUAAAGACAUUGUGGCUGGUCAGAUGUGGCAUCACAGCCAGCAGCUGUGAGGAUCUGGCCUCUGUGCUUAGCACCAACUGCAGCCUGACUGAGCUGGACCUGCAGCUGAAUGACCUGGGUGACCAAGGGGUGAAGCUGCUGUGUGAGGGGCUCAGGAAUCCUGCCUGCAACCUCAGAAUCCUGAGGCUGGACUUGAGCUCUCUGAAUGACCAGGUGAUGGUAGAACUUAAGGCUCUGAAGGAAGAGAAACCCAAGCUGCUCGUCCAGAGCACACGGCAGGAAGCAGAGAGGGAGCUAGAACAGUCAGAGUCUUUGAAACCACAAAGCCCACCUCCCAGUGAUGUAAUCUCUGAACCAAGGCCGCAGCUCCCAGACAGCACUGCCAGCUGGAGACCAAGUGUUCAGUGCAGUAGAUUAUGGAAGACCUCUCACUCAGACUGCCAAAGGAAACCACCUGUGAAGGUCUCUACUCCGGAUCUGGAUGAAGGAGAAACGAGUGCAGGCCCAUCCUCACUCAAGCGACAGAAACUACAGUUAGAGGAAGCUCCAAAGCAAGAAGCCGUGCCGCACUCUUUUCCGAGAGACCAGCUCAUCAUGGCGUCUCAUAAGAUUGAAGAUGGCUUCUGGGGUAGCACAGGACCUCUGCCUACUGAGGUUGUUGACAGUGAAAGGAACCUGUACCGAGUUCAGUUCCCUAUGGCUGGCUCCUAUCACUGGCCCAGCACUGGUCUUCGCUUUGUGGUGACAAGGGCAACGAUCAUAGAGAUAGAAUUCUGUGCCUGGAGACAGUUCUUGGGCAAGACUCCCCUGGAGCAGAGUCACAUGGUGGCUGGGCCUCUGUUUGACAUCAAGGCUGAGCAGGGAGCUGUAGACUCUGUGUAUCUGCCGCAUUUUGUGGCUCUCCAAGAAAUUCAGGACACCUCAAACUUCCAAGUGGCCCACUUUCUGAAGGACGGGGUGGUCUUGGAGACGCCAACCGAAGUGGAGCCACAUUGCACAGUUCUAAAAAAACCCAGCUUCUCUACCAUAGGAGUGAUGCUAAAAAUAAUCCCUGUCACCCGGCGAUUCCUGCCCAUCACCUCUAUCACGUUGCUCUACCAUCAACCUCAUGCUGACGAGCACAAAUUCCACCUUUACCUCAUCCCCAAUGACUGCACUAUUCGAAAGGCCAUAGAUGAUGAAGAAAUGAAGUUCCAGUUUGUGCAAAUACACAAGCCUCCCCCGAUGGGCUCCCUUUAUGUGGGCUCUCGUUAUACUGUGUCUGGUUCAGGGACUAUGGAAAUUACACCCAAGGAACUGGAGCUGUGCUACCGGAGCUCCACGGAAGCCCAGCUCUUCUCAGAGAUCUAUGUUGGCUGCUUAAAAUCAAGGAUCCGGCUGGAAAUAAAAGACAAGAAUGCUGAUGCUGUCGUUUGGGAAACUGUGUUGAAACCAGGGGACCUCAGACCUGCAUCCACUCUGGUCGCUGCAGCCUCUACAGUUGCCAGACCCUCCCGGCACUUUGUGGACCAGCACCGGGAGCAGCUGGUGGCCCGAGUGACAUCAGUGGACCCUGUCCUGGACAGACUGCACGGUCAAGUGCUGAGUGAAGAGCAGUAUGAGAUGGUUCGUGCUGAGGCCACCAAUCCCAACAAGAUGCGGAGGCUGUUCAGCUACAGUCAGUCCUGGGACCGGGCCAGUAAAAGUCAGUUCUACCAAGCUCUGAAGGAGACCCAUUCUCACCUGAUCAUAGAACUCUGGGAGGUGUGGGCCAGGGAUCUUGGGGAAUGGGUAUCCUGAAAGCUCAACAGCUGAAGCCUGGGCCUUGAAUCACAUUCCUGCCUGAUCUUUCUUUUGGCCUCAAUCCCACCAUCUGUGAUCCCUCUUGGUCUGUAAAGCUUCCAACAGUCUUGCCAGCUGCAGAACGCAUUCUCAGAGAUGUCAUUAUUCCCUCUGGACAGCCUACCUGGGAAAGCCAAGGGGGCCAUCUGGGUGACUGUGAGACAUCCUUGGCAGUGGGCAUACUUUAUCAGUCCACUCAGAAUGGUUUACAGUUUAAAACUUAAAAAUUGUUUGUUUCUGGAAUUGUCCAUGUAACAUUUUCAGGCCACACUCUACUUUGUGCUAAUUAAAAACCCUGCCUUUAAAAAAAAAAAAAA